Molecule: messenger RNA, 2395 nt
Organism: Heteronotia binoei (common prickly gecko)
Lineage: Eukaryota; Metazoa; Chordata; Lepidosauria; Squamata; Gekkonidae
Product: interferon-inducible GTPase 5-like
Exons: 2
Coding region: 20-2395 (791 amino acids)
Cellular component (GO): membrane
Molecular function (GO): GTPase activity; GTP binding
Source: RefSeq, a predicted model, not a curated record
ACCAUCCUGAAGAAAAGCCAUGGCUACCACCAAUUCAAAGGAAUCCAUAAAAGAAGGCCUUGCUGAGAUGAAGGCCUCUUUGGGGCAAAAAAGCCUCCAAGAUGUAUUAGCUAAAGCUGAUAAAGAGUUAAAAUUGUUAAAGAACACGACACUUGACAUUGCUUUCACAGGGGUUUCAGGAGCUGGCAAAUCAUCCCUUGUGAACGCCUUUCGGAAUAUCUCCGAUUACGAAGAAGGUGCCGCUGAAACUGGGGUGAAAGAGACAACUAUGAUGGCCAUGAAAUAUCACCAUCCUCAAUUCCCAGAACUCACAUUAUGGGAUCUCCCAGGAAUUGGGACAUCUUCCUUUAAGCCAAAAGACUACCUAGAGAAGGUCAAUUUUAGCAGGUAUGACUUCUUCAUCAUUGUGGCCUCUGAGCGCUUCACUGUGAAUGACACACUGCUGGCCUCAGAAAUCCGAAAGAUGAACAAGAGGUUUUACUUUGUCCGCACUAAAGUGGAUCUGGCGGUGAAUGCUGAGAGAAGGAAGCCAAAGUUUAGCGAGACACAGACCCUGGAAGAGAUACGCAAAUACUGCCUUCGCAAUUUGGUAGAGGAAGGAGCAGUCGAUCCCAAGGUUUUUCUCAUAUCCAGCUGGCAUUUGAAUAUGUACGAUUUCCCUCUCCUACAGAAGACCCUUGCAGAUGACCUGAACGAUCUCAAGAGACCUCUUCUGAUCAUGGCGAUGCCGGCUUUCUCAAGAGAACACCUGCAAGAGAAGAAGGCUGCUAUGGAGGCCCUCAUAUGGAAAAAGGCCCUUUUGUCUUGUGGCGUCGGGGCGAUCCCUGUCCCAGGUCUCUCUCUUCUUUUUGAUAUCGGCCUCUUGGUGAGCACAAUGAAAGAGUUCUGCACAGCCUUUGGCUUGGAUGACGAUUCCCUCCGUAACCUUGCCCAGCGGGUCGGCAAACCUGUUGAUGUGCUGAAAUCCGCGAUCAAAAAGACUCCGAUGGCCAAUCUGAUCAACCCAGAACUUGUGCGUUCUCUGAUGACCACGUCAGCAGUGGUUGGCACAGCGAUGGUGCUGGAAGAGCUUUCAGAUUUCAUACCUGUCUUUGGCUCUGUGUUUGGCGGAGUGAAUUCUUUUGCCACCACGUUUUACAUGCUGAAGGGCUUCCUACGAGAUGCCGAGGAAGAUGCCGAGAAUGUUCUGGCAAAAGUUUCUGAGACAGCUAUGGAAGGCACCAACUCAGAAUUCACAGAAAAGGAACUUGAGGCAACAAAGGUCUCUUCGGAACAAAGAAGCUCCCAAGAGGAAUUAACUAAAACUUCUAAUGAGUUAACAUUCUUAAAGAACACGACGCUUGAUAUUGCUUUCACAGGAGUUUCAAAGGCUGGGAAAUCAUCUCUUGUGAAUGCCUUUCGGAAUGUGUCAGAUUACGAAGAAGGUGCGGCAAAAGUAGGAGUGCAUCAGACUACGAUGCGUCCAGAGAGAUAUCCCCAUCCUCAGUUCCCAGAACUAGCAUUAUGGGAUCUACCAGGAAUCGGGACACGUGCAUUUGAACCAAAGGAAUACCUAGAGAAGGUCAAUUUUCACAGGUAUGACUUCUUCAUCAUCGUUGCCUCCGAAUGCUUCACUGUGAAUGACGCGAUGCUGGCCUCGGAGAUCCGAAAGAUGAAUAAGCGUUUUUACUUUGUUCGCAACAAAGUGGACCAGGUGAUGGAUGCUGAGAGAAGGAAGCCAAGUUUUAGUGAGACACAGACCCUGGAAGAGCUAAGAAAAUACUGCCUUUCCAGUUUGGUAGAAGAAGGAGUGAGCAGUCCAAGGGUUUUUCUCAUAUCCAGCUGGUAUUUGAAUAUGUACGAUUUUUCUCUCCUUCAGAAGACCCUUGCAGAAGACCUGAAUGAUCUCAAGAGGUGUCUUCUAAUUGUGGCUAUACCGGCUUUCUCAAGAGAACACCUGCGAGAGAAGAAGGAUGCUAUGGAGGCCCUCAUCUGGAAGAAAGCCCUUUUGUCUUGCGGCGUUGGGGCACUUCCUAUCCCAGGUCUCUCUCUUGUUUUUGAUAUCGCCCUCUUGGUGGACACAAUGAAAGAUUUCUGCAAGGCCUUUGGCUUGGAUGAAGAUUCCCUCAACAAUCUUGCAAAGCGGGUCGGUAAACCUGUUGACGUGCUGAAAUCUGCGAUCAAAAAGUCUCCGAUGGCCAACCAGAUCAACCCGGAAUUUGUGCGAUCUUUCACAACCAAGUCCCUGGUGGUUGGCUCUGCGUUGGUGCUGGAAGGGGUUUCAGAUUUCAUACCUAUCUUAGGGUCUCUCGUUGGUGGAGUUAGUUCUUUUGCCAUCACCUACUACAUGCUGGACAGCUUCCUAGAAGAUGUUGUGAACGAUGCAGAGAGCGUUUUGGCGAAAGUUUUCGAGUAA